UACAAUUAAAUCCACGCGUAUAAAAGGCGAUCGUGACGGAGAAAGGUGCAUCAUUCGCAGUGUACCAACAAAGGCAGCAGCACAAGUGUCUCUCGUGUUAUUUCGUGACUAUCUUGCCAGUGCAUUUUCCGUGCUCAAUUCACAGAGAUUCUACUUCAAUUCGUCUCAAAGUGCAAAGGAACAACCACAAUGAACGCCAUGCAGAAAAUCAUCGCUAUUUUGUCUGUGAUCGCACUCACUUCGGCAUCCAUUGAUGAGGGCAGCCACAGCCACCAUCAUCACGACGUGCACACAACACACUCCGAAGUGGAGAAGCACGUCCCUGUUCCUGUCUAUGAGAAAGUCGGCGUUCCCAUUCCCCAUCCUGUCCCCGUUGCAGUUCCCAACUACGUCAAGGUCGGCAUUCCGCAGCCCUAUCCAGUUCACGUGACUGUUCAGCAGCCCAUCCAGAUCCCGAUCUACAAGGUCGUGCCGCAGAUCAUCGAGAAGGCCGUGCCGGUGCCGGUUGAGCAUCCCUAUCCCGUUGAGAUCCAGAAGCCCUAUCCCGUGGAGGUGAUCAAGAAGAUCGAGGUGCCCGUGCCCAAGCCCUAUCCCGUCCCCUUCACCGUCUACAAGCACAUCCUGCAGAAGGAGAAGGCCGACCACAAGGGAUGGCACUAAAAGGCUGAUUUUGCUUGCCAAUCCACUGACAAGUUCCUGUUGCCACAGACUUUUGUUACGAACAUCUUGUUGACUAAUUUUAUAUGUACAAGAAGGAAAAAGAAAUAAAGAAUGUAAAUAAUACAGA
Molecule: messenger RNA, 787 nt
Organism: Phlebotomus argentipes
Lineage: Eukaryota; Metazoa; Arthropoda; Insecta; Diptera; Psychodidae
Product: MAGE-like protein 2
Exons: 3
Coding region: 190-660 (156 amino acids)
Source: RefSeq, a predicted model, not a curated record